UCCUCCCGACACGGCGACGCCCUCGCACAGCACUGCGCCACUGCCCGACAUCGACGCCCAGCCGCCUCGCCGUCGCCGUUCCUCGCGACCUCACCGCCGGUCGCCAGUCGGAGCCCGGAUCCCAGCCUCCCGGCGCCCGCGCCUCUCCUUCCCGCCCGGCCGGACGGCCCUCUGGUCCAGCCGCGCCUCCCUGCCCACGCCCCUCCCUGCGCGCGGCCGUGCCCCUGCCGCCGGCCGGAAGCCUGGCGCCCCUGCCCUCGCCCCCCUGCAAGUUUGGCGGCAGCCACUGCCGCUCAGUCACCACACCAGCCUCCGGAAUUGAAGAGGUGAAUGAAGCUGAUAUAAUUGAUAUCUUCAUGGCAAUGCAAAAACGUAGGCCAGAAACAGUCUUUUUGAAUUUCUCAAGACCACCCUGUCAUCCCCUCUGCAGCCGGGCUCACGGAGAAGGGCGUCACCCCGCCAUGAUCGCCGCAUCGGCGCGGCGGGUCGCUGCCGCCGCCGCUUCGUCUUCCCCGUCCGGCCAUGUCUCUCAGCUGGCCUCGACGCUGAAUCACCAGAGAUGGAUUCACGACCGGAACAAGAAGGCAAUGGAGUUGGUGGCCAAGGGUUGGAGCGCCCUACAGGAGGUCGAUCGCGUCAUCGACUUCGCCGACCGCAACGACAAGCGACUAAUCCCACUUCUCAGGGGCGCAAAGGAGAACUUUGAGCUGGCUCUAGAGAUCGACAAUAUGAAUACUCACGCGAGAUGUUGGCUGGCCAAGAUGCAUUUCAAGUACCAUGUUCCCGGGGCGUGCAAGGCAAUUGGUGCUGCUUUGCUUGUUGAAGCUGCGAACAUGGGUGAUCCAGAGGCACAGUAUGAACUUGGAUGUCGGCUAAGAGUUGAGAAUGAUCAUGUUCAGUCUGAUCAACAGGCCUUUCAUUAUAUAGAGAAAGCUGUUGACCAGUUGCAUCCUGGUGCUUUGUAUCUUCUUGGUGCUGUAUAUAUAACUGGGGAUUGCGUUAAGAGGGACAUAGCUUCAGCUAUGUGGUGUUUCCAUAGAGCUUCAGAAAAGGGACAUGCUGGAGCUGCAAUUGCAUAUGGUUCCCUUCUUCUGAAAGGUGCUGAAGUGCCUGAAGUCAUUACCAGGUUCAACUCAGGCAAGAGUCCGUCAACUGGGAAGGUGCGAAAAAGGACCAUACAGCAGGACCCAGUAAAGCUGGCAAAGGAGCAGUUCCAGAUAGCAGCUGAGUCUGGAUCUGACCUCGGUUUACGGUGGUUGAAGAGGCUUGGAGAUUACGAAAAACAGCCCGAAGAGCUAAAGCAAAUCCAGCAAUGACCUCCAGCGAAAGAAUACCGCUGCAUUCGGCAAUUAGGCCCAGUUCUUUUGAACAGAUUGUGAAGAAUCUCGUCCUGGAAAAUCCUGAGCGAAAAGAACUCGAUUUGCCUUCCAAAAUCUCGAGCGGAUUCUGCAGAAUCCUAGUGCAAUUCAAAAUCCUCGAAAAACAUAGAUUUUCACAGAAUCCCAGGAUUCUGGUAAGUCCCACCAAAGAAAACGUUUCGGAUAUGAGAGUACCCCUAUUGGAGGAAUAAUUUACAGCCAAACUGCCCCUUUUGCACGACUGAACGGCCCAGCAAACGCUCGAUCCCCACGAGCGCUAGCGGCGGCGGGAGCUCCAGCAGCCCGCCACCGGCCACCCCCUGGCAGCCCAGCCUACACGCCGGUUCUCGCCUUGGGGCGGCCCCUCUCCUCACGACGGCCCGCCUCGCCGCCGCCAGAUGGGAACACCGACAGCACCCCUCCUCACGACGCCGCCGGACGGGAGCUCCGUCAGCCUCGCUCCUCGCGACCCCGCUGGAAGGGCAGCCUGCCGCCUCUGGUCGCCUCUGGCCGCCCUGCCUAGACGCCCGAUGGGAACUCUUCUUCUCUGUCUCGUCUCUCUUCUACCUCUGUAUUCUUCUCUGUUUCUCUGUUAACAUCUAGGUGAAUAGAUGGAUGGAUAGAUGCAUGUAUUGAUGAAUAAAUGGUACUGCUAAUGCAUUGAUGUAUGUUUAAAUUUGUAUCUGUCGCUUGACAAUUUCAAUUUGGUAAUUGCCAAUUUGGUACU
Molecule: messenger RNA, 2085 nt
Organism: Triticum dicoccoides
Lineage: Eukaryota; Viridiplantae; Streptophyta; Magnoliopsida; Poales; Poaceae
Exons: 10
Coding region: 357-1316 (319 amino acids)
Molecular function (GO): protein binding
Source: RefSeq, a predicted model, not a curated record